Molecule: messenger RNA, 1012 nt
Organism: Trametes versicolor FP-101664 SS1
Lineage: Eukaryota; Fungi; Basidiomycota; Agaricomycetes; Polyporales; Polyporaceae
Product: proteasome activator pa28 REG alpha/beta subunit
Exons: 11
Coding region: 80-847 (255 amino acids)
Biological process (GO): positive regulation of endopeptidase activity; regulation of G1/S transition of mitotic cell cycle; regulation of proteasomal protein catabolic process
Cellular component (GO): cytoplasm; proteasome activator complex; nucleoplasm
Molecular function (GO): endopeptidase activator activity
Source: RefSeq, a predicted model, not a curated record
GCAGUAGCCAAGUACUCCCACUCCUCCUCGCUACAACGCUCAGAAACAUCGCCAGCACCGCCCAUAAGCAAGCUUAUACAUGUCGUCGUCGAAGGUCACGCUAGACAAGAAGCUCAAGAGCGAGCUUGACACGUUCCGGGAGAAAGUUCAUGUCGAGGGCGAGAAGGUGGUCUUUGAGAACUUCCCUCAGAAGAUCUUGGACUUGCAGAAGCUCAUAGAGUCAACCCGCGAACCGACCUCGCCAUUCCAUCUCUCCAACGCGUCGCACCUCACGGACACUGCUAUAUACGUCCAGCCGUCCGCGCCCGCGCAGCCCGAAGCAAAGAAGCGUAAGCUUGGCUCUGGAGAGGCUGCUAACGGUGCCUCGAGCUUGGAUGAUGCUAGCCAUGCCAAGCACCCAGGCAAGAUGGUAGGGAACAAGCACACUGCAGCGCUGCACGAGCAGCUCAAACGGGAAUGCGAAACCCUGGCUGAGUACUGCGACAAAGUCAAGUUGUGGAUCAACCUUUCGAUGCCGAGAAUUGAAGACGGAGACAACUUUGGUGUCCAGAUCCAGGAAGAUGUCUUGUCCGAGAUACAUCGCUCGCAGGAGAGCGCAUACAACCUCCGCGAUGCCGCGCGUCAAGACUACCUCACUCGUGCUAAGAUCUGCUCGAAGAUUUUGAAGUACCCGCACCUCGAGGAUUACGCACACGCAUUGAAAGAGCAUGACGAGAAGCAAUUGUACAUCGCGCGCCAGAACCUGUAUGACUUGCGCAGCAUAUACGCGAUACUGACCGACAUGUUGCACAAGAACAUCGAGAAGAUCCGCACCCCGAAGGGCAACAACUCCAGUGGGAUGUACUGAUUGAUAUGCACUCAACCCAUGGAUAUUCCGGUCGUACCGAACCCAUGGACAGUCACAUGAUCCAGGAUUUCUCGCCCCGUAUCGUUACACACGUUGUAGAUUUGACUUAUGCAUUACCAUCGGACUCCAGCAUGUGUAUGACUAUAGCCCUUACUCUAUAUCCAA